Oryctolagus cuniculus (rabbit) is the source of this 2379-nucleotide messenger RNA. RefSeq lists its product as uncharacterized. The record is from RefSeq and is a predicted model, not a curated record. Lineage: Eukaryota; Metazoa; Chordata; Mammalia; Lagomorpha; Leporidae.
UUGAAGAAGUAACCGCCUUUCUCGGGCGUCGUUGCUUCUGACGCUUCCUUUCCAUUUCUCCCACCGCUGGAGUUGCGACUAGAUCAACCUGCUCUCAGCCCAGCCUACCCAGAAUUGCAACAUGAGCUCCCACAGUAAGGUGUCUGGGGUUAGCGAAGGUAUCGACCCCAAGAGCGAGGAGCAGGCCAGCCCCAGCGGCCUGGGAGCCCUUCGGGCACCUGAACUAGGCUUGGAUUUGGGGCUGUCGGGGAACGGCGAGGGCCAGGGCCAGGGCCAGGGUCAGGGCCAGGGCCAGGGCCAGGGCCAGGGCCUGGGUCAGGGCCAGGGCCAGGGCCAGGGCCAGGGCCUGGGCCUGGGCCAGGGCCAGGGUGGAGGAGAGGGUAGGCCCAGUGGAGGAGAGCGUAGGCCCGCAAGCCCGCAGUCCCCCAAGUGGCAGUUGGAGUUGGACUCCGGGUGUGAGUCCGAGUCCGAGCUGGAAAUGAGCCAGGUGGGGGCAGUGGUGCUUCGUGGCUUCCAGGCCCAGCCUUCCAUACCCGCCUCUAAUGAAGAGGGUGCUGUGGGUUUCACGGCCCAGUUUGCUGAGUCCUAUGCAGCCAUAGUGCAGCCACUGAGCCACAUGGGUGCCGGGGCCUUGCGUAAAUCCCCAGGUAUAGGAAGGAGCGCCGCGGAGGCGGCCGCCAUUUCGGCACCUGUCGAGGCAGGCCCCAGCGGUAGAGGCCCACUGAGCUGUGAGGAAUCACUGCAGGCUUGUGCUUCCUCUCAUCACAUGAGUGCUCCCAGGGAAGGCCGGGCCCAGGAACACAGUAAGAAAAGAGAUGGCAAUCAUAACAUGAGUGGCAGUACUAGUGUCCAGAGCGCCUGCGAGGAAGGUGCAGUGGGGCUGCCUUCCGACUCUGAGUCCUCAGAUGAGCAGGAGGAGAUACAGCCCAUGAGGGUGAGCAUUCAGUUUAAAAGAGGAGGUCAGGCCAAGGGCAGCAGUAUGGAGGUCCCGGGACAGAAUCCAAGGACUGUGACUGCCCACUGCAGGGAGAAAUUUCCACACACGUCAGGGCCUCUCCUGACCUCUGCUCCCCGCCAUCUCAAUUGGGCCGUGGAAAGACAGGCAGUGGGAGAGCCGGGACCCUCUUCCAAAAAAAUGCAAAGUGUGCUCUCUGGGAGGGGAGUGGGCAGGCCCAGCCACAUAAGUGUUACUGCCGCCGCUGCUGCCGCCGCCGCCACCACCACCACCACCACUACCACCACUGCUACUGGUGCAGGGGGCCUGCUCCUGGGCACUCCUAGGAGGAAGCCCCUCCAGGAGAAGAGAUCCCUAGGUGUUGCCUCCGAAGUUGUCCUGGGGAUAACCUUUGCUCCAUGGGGGCACAGGCAGUCAGCAACGCCUGUGGAACCAGCCGUCCUUCCUCCAGUCUCUGGUAUUUCACUGCUUGAAAAGCCUAGCACAUCUUCCCCACUCCCUUGGGGAUCCAAACAGUCCAAACAAGGUGGAGCUGGGAAGAAACCCGGGGCCAAGAGCAAGUCCCAGACUGUGGCCGGUAGAGAUCACGGCCCAUACAGAGACCCAAUGGCCCAACUUCCAGCACGCAGGCCUGGGGUACCUUCUCGGUACAUGCAUCAUGGAGAACUCAGCAGUGGGAGCUCCCACACACGAGAUCACCAAAUUCCAGAACAUGGACCACUUUUGUCCCUCAACCAGGCUGGAGUCACCCCCAGGGGCCCUGCAUUCCCUGGUGAGUCUGGAGACCAGGAGCCACCUGUCCGUCCUCGGAGACCAGCAGUGCAGCAGUUACCACGCGGAAUCGAGGGCUGUCCUCGGUGUGUCGUGCUAGAGAAUGAAGCGGAGAACCUUAGAGAGAAGCUAGCGAUCAUGCGAUCUCUGGCCGAGAAGUUCCAGAACCUGUGAAGUUGGAGCCAGCGUCUUCUACCAGACAAGCACCUAAUACCUGUGAAGUCUGGGAGCUGCAACCCAGCUGCUUCCCUCUGGCUCCUCUUCAACCAGCGCUUCCUCUCCCCCUCUGCUUUUGUCCCCUUCCUACCCCAGUUCCCAGUAGUUUCAACCUGAAGUGUCUCCCAUGGUCUGUGCUCUGCCCACUCUGGAGAGUGGGGAGCUGCUCCAUCUCCGAGCGUUUAGGAAACUAAGUUGUGUGUUACUGCACAGUAGUAAGAAUAUGGAUAAUGACAAUGUAUUGUGUAUUUGUGAAGAAAGCAAACUUUGAAGAAAUGGCUUUGAAUGUUUUCACCCUAAAGACAUAUUCGGUGUUUAUAGAUAGAUAUGUUUACCCUGGUUGGGCAUUGCAGACUGUAUAUAUGUCUUAACAUACAUGAAAAUACACAGUUUUAUAUAUCUGUUAGAAAUUUAACAAAUUAAUAAAAAAAGCAUCC